AACAAAAAGAAAAGGUCGCAAACUUUUCCAUGAAUCCUUGGUGUCACCACAUGUUCUUGAUGUAAAUUAGUGAGAAGUUAUCAGAGAUUCAUAGGGAAUUUGUUUUAUAAAGUGUUUACUCCAGAUAAAUGUAAAAAACUCCGUGAAAAUCUAUGCAAAAAGUUGAUAAUUAAGUAACUCAAUUCAGCAGAAAAAAGCACGCGUCUAAUGACGUCGUCAUCGUAUAAGUUGUUCGUCUGCUAGUCAAGAAUGAUGAUGGAAUGAAAGAAAAUGUGAAAUAAAGUCUCAGUGGCAUUGCGAAAAUAAUAAAAAAGUGCUAAAUAUGUGAAUUUCUUUCAUCAAAAUAUCGAAAAAAAAAAUAUUUAAAUCUAAAAAUGAAUUCAUCACAAGAGAAUUUCAAUAAUAAUGGUUCCAUUGGGUUGGCAACUUCGGGUGGAACACAGAGUUCCACCCCAUCGAGUGCCAGUGUUUCAGAUAAAACGCAUGCAAAUGCCUCUGCUGGCAAUAACAACAAUAAAAAUGUUGCAGCUAUUAAAACACCUAAGAGCCAAAGCAUUGAAGCCACUAUGACGGCGGGAGCGAUUGUAGUAAAAACCGAUCAAACGAAAAAAUCUUUAGAAGGUGCAGGGAGCAAACGUUUAAUUCGCACAAUUAGACCAAUAGAUGUGCGAAAAUUACAGCAGUCUGGCUUGGAUCGGAAAAUUGCUGAAGCGUUGAGCAAGCAGAAGCAACAAAACACAAAAUUAAAUAAGCUCCCAACAGUGAGUGUUGCUUCGGAAGUCUCCAAACCUCUUACAACUUUUAGUCCAUCCUCAAUAAGAACACAAACUCCAACUUCAGUUACAAAGCCAAAACCAACGCCGAACUCAGCUGCAGCUUCGACAUCAUCCAGUCGUAAAUUACCCAUCGUACCACCGCCACCAACUUCGAAACCGUCACUAGCUGUCGCAGCUGCUACACCCAAGCAAUCGUUUAUGAUGAAACCCAUUGUACCGCCUAAAAUAACCAUAACAGCUCCAGAGGCGUCUAUGACUAGCAAUGAUAACAAGCAAACGCUGCAGACUCAUCAAGAGCAUAUGAAAAAUUUUAGCCCUGAACAACGCAUGAGGCAUGUUAAAAGCUUGCUGCAUAAAAAGCUUUUGCAAAGGCAAAACUCAGGCGAGGGUCAAAAACUUUUUAUACAUCUUAAACCACCUUCUAAUGAAAUAAUAACACCAAAACCGCAACCACCAACACAAGCCUCAUCAUCAAGCUCAUCCUCCUCGCCAUCACCAACGCCAUCUCAAACAAGAUACAAAAGUAGUAAACAACUAUUACAAAUUCCAGAUAAAGCAGCCUUGCAUCCGACUUCCUCAACAAUCCAACCGCCAGAAAUCAGGGUUAUCAAAGAUGGCCAGAUAACACAAUUGCUGCCGACUAAACCUAGAAUUAUAAAUGGCAGCAAACAACAGCUACAAAAAUCUCAAGUCCCGAAUUAUGAAGCCACAUAUAACAAGCAAAGGGCACAGCCACCAGCACCAUUGCCACCAACGCUGGCAAACUUUGAACGUCAAGCACCUGCUCUGCCCACGCAAAAGAGUUUCAAUCAUCAACCAGCACUUCCACGAAAUGAAUGGGCCCACCAAACGUUAUUUAGAAAAUACGACGAUAUGCCUUGCAUGCCAGCCAAAUCCUAUUCUUGCCCCAAUAUGGAGAAGGCAGCGCCAGUUGCACCAACUCAAUUCAGGGAUUAUGCUCCCCAGUUACCAUACCGAGGUCCUGAGAAUUCCGAUGGCAAACAUUGGGUGACCUUACAAGAUCCCGAAAAAAUAGAUGGCAAAUUAGUAGCCACCUCCUUGUCAAGUCUUGACAAUAAAAGCUUUUUACCCUACGCACCCACCAACAGUGGUCAACGAAUUUAUCAUCCAAAGCCUGUUCAAAAUAAUAGCCAAGCACAAUUUUAUUGCAAUGCUUCAACUGGUUCCAACACAUAUUCAUGUGUGGAUAGUUAUUUUACACCAACAACUCCACAAAAUCUUCCAAAUACUCAAGAACCUUCGGUAUUGUCCUACAAUAAACCUCCAGUAACCAAGAUUUUGUUGAAAACUUUGCCCACCCCUUUUAACACGGCGGGUAAGCAGCAAGUAGCUCCUCAAUCACCGAUCAUUAAUGUUAGAAAUUCAGACGAGAUAUUUGAAACCACACCCACAAACAAAUUGCCCACCAAACCAAAAACUCCCCAAAAAUCGCCACAGGAUAUUGCACGCAAACUUAAUUUUGAAAAUAAUUCCCCCAGAGAAGGUGCAGCCACCACAAAUACAGCAUUUAUGAUGCACGAUUUACUAUAUACCAAUACUCCUCCCAAUGGAAUACCAAAGGCCUCCAUUAGGCCUGUUUACACGCCUCCCUCUAUAGCACGGCAGCGCAUAGUGGUGCCAGAUGUUUCUCCCUUGAAGACACCAUUUCCCACCUCAAAUGUGCCCGAGGAGUCACCUUUGCCCAAUAUAGAUACCUUCAAGAAGCCAUAUCCCUUGCCCGAUAAUAGCUAUUACCAAAUGUUGCCAACAGAAACUUCUGAACAAAUAACUAUAAAUUAUCAUGUAGAGGAAUGUCAAACAACUGAUACCAACUCCAAUGCUUCUCCCUCUGAUGAAAUUCAGCCUGAUCAGAGCCAUGAGUAUAAUGAAAUUCCUAGUAUGCAUAUGGCUGCUCCAAAUUCUUUGAUUGUCUUGGAAAAUAAAGUGCUAUCACAAGAUGAAAUGAUUGAUCUGACGGCAUUGCGUUUAUCAACGUCAAAAGUGAAUGCUCGUUUUGCUAGGCCCCAUAAGCCCAUACCCGAAGUGGUGAUAAAACAAGAGAAACCUGAUGAUACCGUCAUUACAGAAAGCGGCCAGACAGUCAAAUCGAAUGCUCAACAUAAUAAAAACAUAGGAUUAACGCUAAUAUCAUCCAAACAAAACCGCAAGUAUAUUGUGAAUGCUUCCAAGCUAAAAUUGCCUCCAGAAAAAAUAGCAGAUCUUGCCAAGAAAAUUGCUGAAAGAACUGCAGCCAAUAGGAGAAACGCUACCAUAGCAGGCCUUGCGCCAAAUGAAAUUAAGAUAAAGGAAGAAACCAGCCAGGAAACAACAAGAAGAGUAUGGAUAAAAACCACUGAGCCUUUGGGGGCCAACAAUGUCAACAAUCAGCAACAGCAUCAGCACCAGCUUAUGUACCAAAAUCCACCACAACAAAUAAUGGGAAAUUUCAUAGACAAUGCCUGCCAACAGACACAGCAACAACAGCAACUUCAGCAACAACAGCAACUUAACAAUUUUGCCAAGAAAAUCUUUCUUAUUGUCAAAAAGGAACCUCAAACAUCCUCAACAACAUCAACCUCAUCUUUAAUGAAUAAUUCUGUUGAUAACAAUUUUCCAUUCAAAUUGGAACCUUCUACCAAACAGGAGCGACGUUCUGCAUCUCCCUCAAAACCCCCCAAGGUUCCUUUCAAAUAUUCACCCACCAAAUUUCGCCAUUCGGCUGCUGAAAUCAUAGACAUAACAGAUGACGAAGCCGAAGAUACAUUCUCCGCAGUAGACUUUAUAGCCUCCCUUAAUAAAGGUAAUCCCAUCACAGAAGAGACCGAACUGGAGCUAUCACCUGAAGAAUUAAACUUAAAUGCUUCAUGUUCUAUGAACUUCUCACCUUUACGUAUACCAUUUUCACCACGCAAAAGUAAAGUAUCCACAUCGCAAACUGAAAAAGCACCUUCGGAAAUAGAUGAAGUUUUAAAAGGAAAUUCUAUAGAUAUUGGAAAAAUUGUUAUGCUGGAUGGAGACAAUAGAGUGGUUAAAAUUGAACCUCAAAAAUUGAGUUUAACAGGAGCAGGCACCACUAGGGAUAAUGAAUCCGUAAUGGUGGACACCAUAGUCAUAGAAAGUUCCAAGGGUCGUGAUCAUGUAAGCCUGCGUAAAUCUGUGGACAAGCCAUUAAAUACCACCUGCCAGGUAGGCGAAGAGCUUCGGGCGAAAAAUCAUAGUAACGGUUUAAAAGAAUGUCAAAAUACUAUUUCACGGGGAGAUAAUGAAGAACUAGAGCCAGAAGAGAUGAUAAGGAUUUCUAGGCAAAAUGCAUCUAACGAAUCUGACGAAAAAUUGCCAAAAGUGCCAGAAACCGAAAAAGCCAUUGCCGAAGAAACUGAUGUAAAUCUUGAAGUUGAACAUAUUACCAACAAAUCUGCCAAAGCCCAUUCCGAAAAUACCAGCAUGUUGAGUUCGAUAAACGGGUCCCAUGAUGAACAAAAUAAUGAGCAAGCUCCUGUGCGAAGCUUACAAGUCAAACAAAUCAGUAUAAAAGUUGUAUCCCCCUCAAAAUUAUCUCCCCUUAAGCAAUCAACAACAAAUAAAUUGUGUAAAAAGAAGGAAAAUUUGGGAGAAGAGGAACCCAAGGCAAAAGAAUACUUAAAAGUCAAAGAAAUGGCAGAGCCUAAGAGGGAAUCAAUUGCUGAAAAUCAGCUGUUUUCAGACAGGAAAGAGGUGGAAGUUAUUAAAGAACUUUUGCCGCAACAAACAAUUGCGAGUACAAUAACGAAUAAAUCUUGCCAAUCUUAUGCAACAGAUAUGCCAACUCAAGAUUUGUCCCUACCAACUAUUGUAGCUGUCCCAGAGAAGGCUAUAAAUUUGAAAUCCAUACUUAAAGUAGGAUCAACUUCAGUGACUGAAUCACCUCAUACAACUGCAUUAGAAGUAACUAAUUCUCAAAAUUCUGCACAGGACACAGCAAUACCCAGUGCUGUACAUGAUACAUCAGGUGCUGUGGAAGGAAAUGUUACUGCUCCCAUUGUCUCCAAGAGAAUAUCUCGCUUCAAAAAAGGUAAAAUUAAUUUGGUGCAACGUAAUAAAGCUUCGCCUGGAGUAAAUAAAGGAGGGCAUUCCUCAGUAACAUCGUCAACUGAAAAGGAAAAUAAACUUGCCUGUGAAACCAAAACAGCUUCUGAUGUUCACAACAAGGAAGGGGAGGAGAAAACGAAUUUAGAUCCCCAUGAGACCUUAAAACAGUCAUUUAGCAUAACGAAUGAAAGAUUAAAAGAAAGGUAUACACCUGAAAUUUUAGCUGCAGGUGAAGCCAUGCUAGAUUUGGCACAACGAUCUCUAAUGACUUCUGGGAAAAGUGUAAGCACGUCAAAUGAAACAAUGGGUGUUGAUCAUAGAAUUUCUUCUCAAGACACCAUAACGAAUACAGAAAUUAUACAUGAAAGUGAUUACCAAGGGCUUACAACAAAUAAGACUGAAAUGGUUACCGAAGACCAGAAUUUCCAAUCUAGUCGGCAAACUGAAGAAAUGCAUAUCAGUAAAACACCAUUAGAACCAGUUGCAAAAACGUUUGAAGCUUCAAAUUUGGAAACAAUACAUGUAGGAGAAAAUGUUCUAAUUUCGAACUCAUCCCAAGCUAAGGUUUUAGAACAGAUGAUGGUGAAAGCGACAUUUCAAGCAAACGAUGAUAACAGUUUGGUUUCUAGCAUAGAUUACAUUGUAACUGCCGAAUCUGCAUCUGAAGAAAUUUCGAACACUUCGCUACCCGCUACAGACGAAAAUAUUAUUCCUCAAGCUUCAUGUCAAGUUUCAAAAUCACCCAAAGAAUUGAAUCUGACAGCAACAAGCUUAGCAAAAGAUGGCAGCAAAAUGGUUUCUAGCAUAGAUUCUGCAGCGUCUUCCAAAUCUGCAGUAGAAGAAACUCUCAACACUUUGCUACCCGUAACAGAUGAAAACAUAAAUCCUCAAGCUUCAUGUCAAGUUUCUCAACUAUCUGAAUCAUUGGCCUUGGCGGCACCAACUCUAGCAAAAGAAGAUAACAAAAUGGUUUCUAGCAUAGAUUACAUGGUAUCUUCCAAAUAUAGAACGCAAGAGACUCCCAACACAUUGCUACCCUUAACUGAAUUUCAUAUAUCUCCACCAGUUUCUAAUAAGAGGGAAAAAAUAAUAGCUGCAGCUGCUACAGAUUCCAAUAUUGCUCAAAAGGAGACAACAAUUGUUGCAACUACUCCAGAACCUACUAUAGUUACUGAAACUUCACAUAAAGUUGCGGAGAAUGAGUUAACGGAAUCCAAGCAUUUAAAUUCACCUAAAAUCAUAACAACUGGAAUGUCAGAAGUUAGCCAAGAAGCUUCUAUAGCAACUACUACAGCAUUGAAUAAGAGUCAAAUAUCUGAUACAGUUUUCAUGGAGCCUCACCAUGAACUCAUCAACUUUAGCGAAAACUCUCCAAAAAUAACAGAAGAAGCUACCCCUAUGCAACAGAAAGUUACAACCCCCACUCAAAUCACAACAGUGGAGAAUGUUUUCUUACAAGAUGAGGAGUCUUCACACCAACAACAAGAUCUCCCUACCAACAAGAUGGACACACAAAGUAAGAUAACUUCAGAUGUGAUGGCAAACGUUAUAGGCCUUAAAGAAUCAAUUACAACCAUUUCCCCUGAGGAUCCCUCAAAUUAUGGCUUUAUUUCUCAACUUCUUCACCCACACCAAAUACCUAAACGUAAAUCCGUAGGCAAAGAAACAAAUGAAAUUUCUCCCCAGUCCUCAGUCACAAUUCCCAAGGAAUUGAGAAAGGCCGCUGUAUCGUUGAUCGAUAUAGUAAAAAAUCCUCCCAAGGAUAUACAGGGAUCACCACCACAAAUACCAUUUAAAAAGAAAGUGGAACCAAAGCCCAAAAUUGUAUCGACAUUGGAAGAAAUUAAGGGUAUUAAGAAUUUGCUAUUGAAAAUAAAGAAAACAGAUAAUACGGAAGAGAAAGGUGAUAGUGUGGAGAAAGAAGAUGAAAACAAUAGAGUAAAUGUAUCAAAGGAAAAUGAAUUGAAAUCUCAAACACCCAAGGAAGUGAUAUCCAAGGAAUUAGUACCAGAAUCAGGGAAUAUAAACACUGAAGCUAAACAAACUUUAGCAAUUGAUUCGAAGACAUUCUGCUUAGCUACAAAAGCAUUCGCCAAAACUGAAACUGCUCCUAUGCAUACUACAUCAUCAGAAACCAAAGAUGAAUCUUUGGAGCCAGCAAAGAAUUCGAAUAAAUUAGAAACAAAAUCUAAAGCUUGUCAUCGAAAACGAAGAAAAUCUGAAGGCGACUUUCAGCAUCCAUCCAAUAACAAAAUUAACGAAGUAGAAAAAUCCCCCUAUGAAGAUAACACUUUGCCAAGUGGUCUCAUCAAGCAACCUUAUAUUCCCAGUCCCAUACGAAGAAGAAGAUCUACAAGGCUAGGUUUGUGUAGCUUGGCUGAAGACAGUACUGAGAAUUUAACAAAUAAAACCAAAGCAAAGGAACAAAAAGUCCCAGAAACAAAAGUCUCAAAAACAACAAGGAGACAGCAAAAGUCCAUGCCAGAGCUUAAGGAAGAAAUUUUCAAUAAGGCUAAGGGAGAUCAAACGAUUUCUCCAAGAACAACCGAUACUCUUUUCGAUACUAUCAAAAAUACAGAUACCGCCACGACCAGAAGAACAAGAUUUUCCUCUAAACCCUGUGAUUUUGAACAAUUAAGAACCAGAGACAAGGACGCUGGUUUAUGCUCCAACUUCCUGGAUGUGGAGGCAUCUUAUCCAGACAGCAAGGAAGAAGAAAUUAAAACACCUCCCGCAUCCAAUCAACGUAAAAGGUUGCGCAAAACCUUGAAUGAUAUCAAAAAAUCUCAUAAAAAGAACAGUAGUGACUCUGAAGACGAAGAAAGAGAUUUUGAUACAGCGCAUGAUGGUGAGAUACCAACCACAGACUUUUUAGGUUUCGAUGACAAUUCCGUAGGAUAUAAGAAAAAUCGUAAUACCAACAUGGAGGCUGAGAAUGGAAAAAAUUCCCCCAUUAAUGCAUCCACAACAAAAGGUGGCACUUUGAAAAAUUGGCUGACCACAGGAAAGGCCAUUUCACCAACGUCUCCCAAAGAAGGGAUAUCAAAACGACUGCGGCAUGAUAAAAAAUCGGAAGCUAUAUGUGGGAUACCCUUGAAAAAACGUCGUUGGGAAGCUUGUCACAAAGCCAUUACAACCUUUGUAGAGACUGAUAUUACUGAUGAUGAGUCACCAGCAAAUGAUGAAGAUAAUGAUUUGUUAGAGAUUAAGCACAAUACAAGAAAUGUAAAGACUGUGAUGAUGAAUAGUAGCCAUAAGCCGGCAGCAAAACCUAAAAGAAUCAAAUUAAAUGUAGAUGGUGAGAGUCUUCAAACCAUAAAACCUGCCUUUAUAGAACCCAAGCCAAUGCCAACUUUGGUUAGAAGCAAAGUUUCAGAAACCGAUUCUGAUACACCGAUAUGGUCUGGCAAGCGUAUUAAGAAACCCAGAAGACGUUUGAUAUCGGAUGAUUUCAAAGAUGAGUUUAAAAAUACAACGAUAGAGGUAUUAGAAGCUAAGACAGAGGAGCAGCUGAGAACAGCAGAAGUGCCAAAGAAAAGUCAAAGUAUAGCUAAAACAAAGGAAGCCAAAGAGAGCACAGAUACUAAGGAUGAUAAGAUUGAGGCCAACAAAGAGGAGAUAAUUGUUUCGAAAACCAAAAAGAAAAGGGGGCGAAAAUCUUUAAAGGAGCGCGAAGAGCUUAAAACUGAAAGUUCAAUUAUCACAUCGGCUAUAGUCGACAAUAGUCCCGACCCUAAGGAGGUGUUGCCUAAGGAAAAUAAAACUGAAACUCCCAUUAAAGAUAAUGCAAAAUUGGAAGAAGUAACUCCCAAAGUAAAAGGCAAACGAGGUAGAAAAAGAAAAGCACCCGCUGAAGAGUUAAGCGUUGAAACAAAGCAGGACACCACCCCGAUAACUUCUACACCAACUGCUGCUGGAAUUACGCGAACUCCUGGCAGAGCAAGAGUUGCAACUGAUAAUCCUUUUAAUCCACGCCUAUUGCUCAUAAGAAAACGAGAGCAACUAGAUUCCAAUGAAGUUCUAACAGAGGCAAACAGCGGAAGUGGUCCUGUACAGUGUGGUCUUUGCUUAAAAAGGACAAAGGAGGCUAAAUGGGUGACUCAUUUGGCAGAACAUUAUGGCGUUGGUUGGCAAGUGGGGGAACAAGAAAUGAAUGUAAAUUAUCGUCCAGCUGUUAUAAAUUCCAUUACGGGCUAUAUAAAAGACACCGAAAUCAAAGGUGUUAACUGCCGCAUGUGUGGUAGACUGUAUCGUUCUGGUUUGGGAAUGAUCAUGCACAUAGAGACUUGUGGCUUGGAGAGACAACGUGUGGAUUGUGAAUUUUGUCAUAGAAAUUAUUCAAGCACCUCUUAUGUAGCACAUGUGCGUUUAUGUCCCGCAAGAAUAAAACUUUCCAAAUCACAAUAUGAGCCAACAAAUAAAGAAGGCGAAGAGGAACUUUUAACUGCUACCGGUAGGGCGAAACGUCAUUCUACCAUAAGGGCCGAAACAAGACUGAAACAAAUGGGAGAGGAAAUUCUAAAGGAAAAAGAAGACUCCCCAGAUUUCAAUGCUUUGGAUUAUGUUAAAUACAAUGGUCCUUUGGGCGAAGAAGUACGUCAAAAAUGGUCAAGUGAUAUUGGGAAAUUCGAUAAGGCUUUUUGUCCCAAAAAAAUGUGCACCUUUGUCAGUGAUAAACUCGAAGAGCUAGAGGAUCAUAUAACAAAGUGUCGUUAUGUUAUGAAGGUGGGUUAUUAUUGUGCCUUUUGUAAGCAUCGUUACUUUGAAAACGAAAAGAAAGCCAUCCAACAUGUCUUGGAAGCACAUAAAUCAAGUGAAGAUUUCAUGGGCUCCGAUUCGGACUGUGACAUUAAAACGGGUGAUGAGGCUUCUACAAAUGGUGAAGACGAUGAUGAAGAUGAUAAUCUAUCUGAAGAGGCCGAUGAUGGUGAUAUGGAGAAUAGUAGCAAAUCUGCUGCGCGAAAAACUCCUAAACAGAAAAGAAGCAGAUCAUCAAAGCCUAGAUGUCCUCCCAAAUCCAAUGCAGCUGCUGUCAUAUUGCGCAAAAGGGUUUUCCAAAGACGUACCCGUGAUGGACCCGCCGAGAUUGUACAUCAAAAAUGGCACAGCUUCACAACAUCCAACUAUACCUCCGAGGUUUUGUUUAAUGACUUUAAAAGUCAUCAUUCAGUGUUAGAAACACAACAGUACACCAAACAUUUGCCCUGCCAAGAAAUAUCGAUGAAAUUUGUCUUGUCAACUUCAACGCAACUACACUCAAGUAUAGGUGAACCACAAACAGGUUUGGAAUGGCAACAGAUUCAACGUUUUCAAACUAUAAAUAAUGCAAAUGAUACCUUUCUCUUUGUGGGUUCUCCUGUUAUAUGCUGUCAAUGGUUGCCUCUGCCCGCCAAUGCUACAGAACAAUAUCUGUUGGUUGUAUACCGCAAAGAUAUGUUCAAAUAUACCAAACUUCUCAAUCCCAAACGUCAUAGAAGUAGUCUUUUGAUUUUUAAAGUUACUCAAGAAAAACAUGGUAAAAAGAGCAGAAAUCCACAUAUACAACUUCAUUAUGGUGUCACUAUAGAAAAUGCUCCCAUCUACAAUAUAUCAUUCCUGCCCAGUGGUGGUUAUAAUCAAGAUGAAAAUCGUUUGGGUUUAGUUGCUGUAGCAUCGGUGGAGAGCAAUAUUAAGGUGUAUAGUUUACCGCUGAAAUUGCAGAAAAAUAAACAACAGGAUGAUAUACCUUUGAUAAAGAUUGCACCUAGUUUUGAAUUAAAAUUAGAUCUUUUAGAUCAGGAAGAAACAACGAAGCAUGUACUGAUGGAACCUCAAUGUUUGCAGAUACAUUGGUCACAGUAUGCCGGUCACAAUCAUAUCUUUGCCAGCUUUUCAAAUGGCUUCGUCGGCAUAUGGGAUAUAACAAAUGAUUCGCAAGAGAAUCUGAACCGUUUUGAAAUGAAUGGUGGCGAAUCUAUACAAUAUACUCCUUUAAAUUAUUUCUUUACAGGAGAAAAGGGAAUAAAGCAUUUUGCUUUGCAUUACGAUCCCAUGGGACCCAGAUGGCUGGCUGUAAAUACUUUCUGUCGAAAAUUUGUUAUAUAUGAUAUAAGAAACUUAACGCAACCAAUACCUUUGAAAGAAGACUAUGCAAAAAAUAUUGUACGCUGCAUGGACUGGUGUCCUCUAUGGGAACCUGUAAUGGUUGCCUACUGUGAUUCAAUUCCUAAUAAUGGUCGUUGCGUUCUCAAUAUAAAUCCCACAAAUAUCAUGUUUCAACAACAAAGACUGGAUAAUUUCGUUAGUGCUGUUACUGGCAUCCAUUAUACACCAAUCAGCAACAUGUGCGUGGCCUCAGUCGAUAAUGGUGAUAUUUUGUUUAUGGACCCCAGAGAAAUACACUAUGAACAUGUAGUGGGUAAAAAAUUUGGAGAAAGAAGAAUACUAACCUCCAUGGAUGUUAAACAAUUGGAUGGUAAACCCAUACAAAGAGUUAACAACAAUAAAAAGAAUGAAUGUAAAGAUCUUGAAGGCGAAUGGUGUAUGCAUGAAUACGAUUACAAAGAGAAAUAUGGAUUGGUAUUUAAACCAUUAAUGAAGCUCAGGGAAUCAAUGAAAAAUGCUUAUUUCAAUGUUAACCGUAGAGCUCCCCUUAACAUUACCCCUUAUAUGCGCAUCAAUGCACUACGUUGUAAUUUAAAUAAAGGUGCUAAACAUUUGGUUGCUGCCGGCUAUGAAAAUGGUUUCAUACGUAUAAUUUAUUUUAAUAAAAAUACCCAAUUUCAAAAUUGGUAAACAUCAAAUAUUAAUAUGUACAUAACUUAUACAUAGUUUAUAGUAUUUAGUCUAAGUAGUUAUUAAUGCAAUAUUAAUUUUUUUAUUAAUUUAUUUAACUUUUUUAAUGGACCCUAAGAGAUUUUUACCGCCUGUAUUU
This is a messenger RNA of Stomoxys calcitrans (stable fly), 11757 nucleotides long. RefSeq lists its product as uncharacterized. The record is from RefSeq and is a predicted model, not a curated record. Gene Ontology annotation, biological process: transcription by RNA polymerase III. Gene Ontology annotation, cellular component: transcription factor TFIIIC complex. Lineage: Eukaryota; Metazoa; Arthropoda; Insecta; Diptera; Muscidae. Gene Ontology annotation, molecular function: protein binding. The transcript has 10 exons. The coding region runs from base 375 to 11618 and encodes 3747 amino acids.